Molecule: messenger RNA, 1540 nt
Organism: Ictidomys tridecemlineatus (thirteen-lined ground squirrel)
Lineage: Eukaryota; Metazoa; Chordata; Mammalia; Rodentia; Sciuridae
Gene: Ccdc169
Product: coiled-coil domain containing 169
Source: RefSeq, a predicted model, not a curated record
AUAUGUUGUAAUUUUAAAAUAGGUCUUUGGUUUUUAUGUUCUACUGAAUUCGGGUUUUUCAGUUUAAAAUCCCAAGGAAUUUAUUUAGUAUUUCAUCCUUUAGAAGAACUUAAGAAAUGGUAACUUUUUGUAAAAAUCGGGCCUUCUUCCUAUGCUUUCUUUUUCUCUUUCUUUGUGCAAUGCUGAGGAUUGAACUCAGGACCUUGCCAAUGGUAGGCAAAGGCACUAUUGAAAGCAUGUUCAUCUCCAGUUUCUCAGAUGCUUUUUCAUUUCUUGUAACAAAGGCAUAGACAGGUUUAUUUAGGAAGAUAGAUAACACAUUCAAGGGAGAAUGUGUGCUGUCUCCAGAGUAAGCAGCCUCUCCUAUGCUUUUUAGAACAAUAUUAGUAUUUCUUGUUAAAACUGACUAUGCUAUUUUUUAAAAGAUAAUCUUAUCACACCCACAGGCCCCAUGAGAAUUGACUUUUCUGUGGGUCCCAUAGCAUUCUGUGCUUCAUUCUGUGCUUUUCUCUAUUAUAACUCCAGUCACACUACUAAUUAAUUUAUUACUUAUUUUUAAAAUCUUGAACCAAAUGAUAAACAUUCUGAGGAUCAGGUUCUGCCUUCUCUGAGGCAGUAAGGGUUCAGAGCAAGUAUUUAGAGGAAUUCUGCAUAAAUUUAAAUCUCGGCUCUUAUUACUCAAUAACUAUAGGACCUUAUUUAAGUUAACUAACUUGCUUAAGCCUCAUCUUUCUCUUAAGAGUGUUAUAUAAAUAGUUACACUUCCUAUUGUUGUUGCCAGGAUGGAAUGAAAUGUGUAAAAUGUUUAGCCCUGGCUAGUGCAUUCCAGGGAUGUAGUGCAACUCUCAGUGUUUGAAUUAAGACACAAGAUAGCAGAAAUGGAAGCCAAACCCAAUACUGACAAUGAAGGCAGUGAAUGGAAAACCCGUUAUGAGACACAACUAGAAAUGAAUGAUCAACUAGAAAAGCAAAUUGCAUCUCUUAAAGAGAAAAUGGAAAAAUUCCGUGGGAAUCCCUCAGACAGUCUAUCUUCUAUUCGUGUCUAUGAACGAAUGCCUGUGGAAUCCUUAAAUAUAUUACUUAAACAACUAGAAAAAGAAAAAAGAAGUCUUGAAAAUCAAGUGAAAGACUAUGCACUUAAACUGGAACAAGAAUCAAAGGCUUACCACAAGAUCAACAGUGAACGCUGUAAAUACAUAUCUGAAAUGUCUCAGGUCUCUGGCGCACAUCAAGUUUCUAAAAGGCAACAGAUGGAUCAACUGCCUAGAAUGAAAGAGAAUCUAGUGAAAACGGGGAGAUACAAUCCAGUUCAUCAGAAGACAGUGAAUGCCAAGAAAGGACCAGUAAAAAAGAUUGUAAAAUCAAACCACCUUCCAAAACUCAAUCCAUAAUUCCGGAACUGGGUGGAUUUCUAUUACUUCCUUCUUUUUUUCCAUCUGUACUAUUCAACUGGUGAAGUUAAUGUUCGAUACAUUUUUCAGGAAUGAAUAGAUAAGAAAGAGCUUCCAAACUUCUCUUUAGCUCUUCUUCCAGAAGUUUA